Molecule: messenger RNA, 1026 nt
Organism: Acytostelium subglobosum LB1
Lineage: Eukaryota; Evosea; Eumycetozoa; Acytosteliales; Acytosteliaceae
Exons: 2
Biological process (GO): DNA repair; DNA-templated DNA replication
Cellular component (GO): DNA replication factor C complex; nucleus
Molecular function (GO): DNA binding; ATP binding; ATP hydrolysis activity
Source: RefSeq, a predicted model, not a curated record
AUAAUUAGAUUGGAAAUGAUGUCUACAACUACAACAAUAGCAGCAACAUCUGCUGAGAAGGAUUCACUGUUACCAUGGGUAGAGAAGUAUAGACCCAAAGAAAUCAAAGACAUUGUUGGAAAUGAAGAGACUGUCUCUCGUCUACAAAGUAUAUCAAAGGAUGGCAAUCUACCAAAUAUCAUUAUAUCCGGUCCACCAGGUACAGGUAAAACAACUAGUAUACUAUGUCUUGCACAAGCAUUGCUGGGACCAAACUAUAGAGAUGCUGUAUAUGAGUUGAAUGCAUCGGAUGAUCGUACGUUGGAUGUUGUACGUGACAAGAUCAAGUCGUUUGCACAAAAGAAGGUGACACUGCCACCUGGACGACACAAGAUCAUCAUUCUAGACGAGGCGGACAGUAUGACAUCGGGCGCACAACAAGCACUGCGUCGUAUCAUGGAGAUAUACUCGUCGACCACACGUUUCGCACUGGCGUGCAAUCAGUCGACCAAGAUCAUCGAGCCCAUCCAAUCGAGAUGUGCCGUGCUGCGAUACACACGUCUCUCUGACUCGCAGAUCCUCAAGCGUCUGCUCGAGGUGAUUGCGGCCGAGGGCGUGCCACACACCAACGACGGCCUCGAGUCGAUCAUCUUCUCGGCCGAAGGUGAUAUGCGUCAGGCGCUCAACAACCUCCAGUCAACAUUCACAGGCUUUGAGCUGGUCAAUGCCGAAAACGUCUUCAAGGUGUGCGACCAACCGCACCCAGUCAUUGUACAGAACACGCUGCUCAAGUGUGCCGAGGGCAACUUCAAGGAAGCCUACGACUUUACCAAGGCCCUGUACGCCAAGGGCUACAGUCCAAUCGAUAUCAUCACCACAUUCUUCAAGGUGGCCAAGAGUUUGUCGCUGCCCGAGUACCAGAAGCUCGAGUUCCUCAAAGAGAUUGGUAACACCAACAUGCGAGUGUCUGCCGGUGUUAACUCACUACUGCAGCUCUCUGGUCUGCUUGCCAGACUCUGUAGUAUCUCUUUGUCUAUUAAGAAAUAA